Messenger RNA from Miscanthus lutarioriparius, 558 nucleotides. NCBI's taxonomy places the organism in Eukaryota, Viridiplantae, Streptophyta, Magnoliopsida, Poales, Poaceae. The record is from the annotation of a GenBank genome assembly.
AUGGCUAUACAAACAUGUUCACAGCGUCCACCACGAGUAAGUGUCUAUGACAGAACAAAUCCUUGCAGGUACGCCACACCCUUUGGUUUAACUUCUGAAUAUGCCCACCCAGCUGAAAUUUUGUUCCUGGGAUUCGCCACAGUUGUUGGUCCUGCUCUUACUGGCCCUCAUCUGUUCACCUUGUGGCUGUGGAUGGUGUUGAGGGUAUUGGAGACAGUUGAAGCUCACAGCGGCUAUCACUUCCCAUGGAGCCCAUCAAAUUUCCUGCCACUGUAUGGCGGCUCGGACUUCCAUGACCACCAUCACUGUGUGCUGUACACAAAGUCAGGGAACUAUGCCUCGACAUUUGUUUACAUGGACUGGUUGUUCGGGACGGACAAGGAUUAUCGCAAGGCAAAGACCAUUGAGGAAAAGAAGGAAGAAUCUGUAGAUUGUGGAAGCUGCUUAGUGAAGACAUCAGCAAGACUGGCGAUAGAGUUGCGCUCACGGAAAAGGAGAUGGAUGCACCCUAGAAACAGUCAGUCAGUUAUUGCCUUGACGAUCGAUACUAUAGGUUGA